Messenger RNA from Cotesia glomerata, 674 nucleotides. RefSeq lists its product as uncharacterized. The record is from RefSeq and is a predicted model, not a curated record. The coding region runs from base 136 to 549 and encodes 137 amino acids. Lineage: Eukaryota; Metazoa; Arthropoda; Insecta; Hymenoptera; Braconidae. The transcript has 4 exons.
AUGGUUAUUUAUUACGUGGCAAUUAAAUUUAAAUUGACUAUAUAAAACAAAUUAAAGGCGACAUCGUAUCAUAGCAAUAAUUUUCAUACAUAAUAAAGAAAAUUUUAUUCUAAUAUCAUAAUAUUGAGAAUUAAAAUGGUAAAAAUUAAAUUGUUUGAGAACCAAGCAGUACGGACCUUUUUCCAGGGUCAAGCAACAAAUUUUACAGGGUUUAUUGCGAGAAUAUUAGGAUUUAGGAGAGUAAAUAAUCAACGUAAAUUUAUUUUUCUGAUUUCGGAGGGAUUUUUGACAAGAUACAUGAUAUGUUUUGACAAUCCUCUAAACGAUGUAUUGAAGAGGAUGGAAUUGCACCAGAUUGUUAUUAUUAAACGAUCAAGACCAAGAUUUGGGAUUAUUCAAGAACUAACUAACGAUCCUCUUGUAAAUGAAUUCAGGUUCGAAAUUAACAAUAUCCAAAAUUUGAUUAUAACAAAUAUAAAAUUAGAAAUGGACGAUUUUAUAAACAUGCCUAAUUUUGAAGUUGAGCUUGAAUCAGAGGAUGAAAAUUAAGAAAUUUAUUUACUUAGUGGUUACAAUCAUCACCAUUUUACUAUGGGAACUCAAGUUUAAAAAAAAAUAUUCAACUCCUUAAACCAGAAGCACAAGUUCAAAAAUUUUUUAAUGAAUGUGAGAAA